UUCCAUGAUGCACCAUUUACCACAAAACCAAACAAAUUCCAAUAUUAUUCCAACUUUCAUGGCACCCAAACUCCUUUGCUACUUGCUCUUCAUGCUCUUGGGAGCUUGGAGCUCUCGGCCGGCGGCUUCCUCCCGUGUAAUUGCCGACGAGGAGCAGUCGAUGAGGGCUCGGCAUGAGCUCUGGAUGGCUCGCCAUGGAAAAAUUUACACCGAUGCUGGUGAAAAAGACGAGCGGUUCAAGAUAUUCAAUGAGAACGUGAAACGCAUCGAGGCGUUUAAUGCCCGGGGCGACAAGGGGUACAGACUUGGAGUUAAUAAGUUUGCAGAUUUAACUAAUGACGAGUUUCGUAUGCUACGUACAGGUGGUUAUAAGAGGGUGCAAACCAAAGUCACGUCGACCUCUUCAAAGGGAAAACAUUAUUUUAGGUACGAGAAUGUGACGGCGGCGGGCAGUGUGUUGGACUGGAGGAAGAAAGGUGCCGUGACGCCUGUCAAGGAUCAACGCGACUGUGGUUGUUGCUGGGCAUUUUCGGCGGUGGCAGCGGUGGAGGGCCUGACCCAGAUAAAAACCGGCAAGCUGGUGUCUCUAUCGGAGCAAGAGCUCGUCGACUGCGACGUCUCCGGCGAAGACAUGGGCUGCGAAGGAGGCCUGAUGGAGAACGCCUUCAGUUUCAUCAUCCACAACAAAGGCCUCACCACCGAGACCAACUACCCCUACAGCGCCCAGGACGGCGUCUGCAACGCCAAGAAAGCCGCCGUCGCCGCCGCCAAGAUCUCCGGCUACGAGAAAGUCCCGGCCGACGACGAGAAGGCGCUCCUGCAGGCCGUCGCGAGUCAGCCAGUGUCCGUGGCCAUCAACGGCGCCGCAUUCGACUUCCAGUUCUACCAGGAAGGCGUCUUCGACGGGGACUGCGAACCCUACCUGAACCACGCCGUGACGGCGAUCGGGUACGGGACGGCCGGCGAUGGCUCGAAGUAUUGGUUGAUAAAGAACUCGUGGGGAAAUAGUUGGGGCGAAAGUGGAUAUAUGAGGAUUACAAGGGACUAUGCUAAAAAAGAAGGGCUUUGUGGACUUGCUAGGGAUGCUACUUAUCCCGUUCUUUAAAAUAUCCAAAACGGAAUUACUCAGUACACACUAUUCAUAGUCGGUAAUAGAAGAAAAAGAAGUAUGACAAAUUAAGUCGACACUGAUACGUAAUAACACCGAAGAUAAUGUAUAUAUAUGGGGGGUGAAAUAUAUAGUUUGAAGUGUGUAUAUAGUUUUCUUAAGAUUAAGCAAGAUACUUUAGUUUUAGGAUGAGCCAAAGUUUAUAGAUAUGCAUAAGGGCUAGCUAGCUAGUUAAUAGGAAAUUUGCUUGAUUGUUUGGACUUUGGAGGAUUAUAUUAUAUUGUCUCCAAUCUGUAUGCCUUUAUGCAUGUAGUGUCCUCCAUAAGAAUGUGAAAAAGGGUAUAUAAAUAUACAGGAGGAAAAGUAAAAUGAAUUGUAAAAUCCUUGUGGUUUUAUUUUGUGAAUAUAUAAAAAUAAAUGUGAAUA
This is a messenger RNA of Ipomoea nil (Japanese morning glory), 1534 nucleotides long. Its product is annotated as senescence-specific cysteine protease SAG39-like. The record is from RefSeq and is a predicted model, not a curated record. NCBI's taxonomy places the organism in Eukaryota, Viridiplantae, Streptophyta, Magnoliopsida, Solanales, Convolvulaceae. The transcript is spliced from 2 exons. Gene Ontology annotation, molecular function: cysteine-type endopeptidase activity. The coding region runs from base 5 to 1105 and encodes 366 amino acids. Gene Ontology annotation, cellular component: lysosome.